UUUUACUACUAGUUAUAAAAAAAAUGGCUAAACUACUCUUAGUAGCAAUUAGCAGUAUUUUACUUAAAGAAAUAAGUGGUCAUGGCAUGAUGUUGGAACCACCAAACAGAAGCUCUCUGUGGCGGUACGACAAAUCCGCUUUACCAAAUUAUCAAGACAAUCAGAAUUUUUGUGGGGGAUAUUAUGUCCAAUGGGAAUUAAAUGGUGGAAAAUGCGGAGUCUGUGGUGACACUUACAGCGAUCCUCAUCCUCAAAAUAACGAAAAUACUGGCAAAUAUGGUUCUGGAAAAAUCGUACGUACAUACGAAGCUGGGAGUGUCAUAAAUGUUAAAGUUUGGUUGUCUAAAAAUCAUUUGGGAAGUUUUGAAUUUAGUUUAUGCGAAAUCACUAAUUCCAAUGCUCCCGAAAGUGGAGAGGAAUGUUUUGAAGUCUUGUCUUUGGCUGAUGGUUUAAAACAAUAUAAUGUUUCAGCGGGAGAAACUGACGUUUCUGUAGCUUUGCAACUGCCGAAAGGUAAAACUUGUGCUCAUUGUGUGUUAAGAUGGCAUUAUCGUGCAGGUAAUAAUUGGGGUGAUUGUGGCGAUGGUACUUGGGCCAAAGGAUGCGGGUCACAAGAAACUUUCCGCACUUGUGCUGAUGUAGCUAUAGUUUAACUACAAAUAAAUUAUUUUGGUUAAUAA
This is a messenger RNA of Tribolium madens (black flour beetle), 680 nucleotides long. RefSeq lists its product as uncharacterized. NCBI's taxonomy places the organism in Eukaryota, Metazoa, Arthropoda, Insecta, Coleoptera, Tenebrionidae. Bases 24 to 653 code for a protein of 209 amino acids. The record is from RefSeq and is a predicted model, not a curated record. The transcript has 3 exons.